Argiope bruennichi is the source of this 1723-nucleotide messenger RNA. RefSeq names its product threonylcarbamoyladenosine tRNA methylthiotransferase-like. NCBI's taxonomy places the organism in Eukaryota, Metazoa, Arthropoda, Arachnida, Araneae, Araneidae. The transcript is spliced from 12 exons. The record is from RefSeq and is a predicted model, not a curated record. Bases 131 to 1720 code for a protein of 529 amino acids. Gene Ontology annotation, molecular function: tRNA (N(6)-L-threonylcarbamoyladenosine(37)-C(2))-methylthiotransferase activity; 4 iron, 4 sulfur cluster binding. Gene Ontology annotation, biological process: tRNA methylthiolation. Gene Ontology annotation, cellular component: endoplasmic reticulum.
AAAGUUUAACUAUAGAAAUAUUAUUUUAUUUAAAAUAGCAGCAUAUUAUUAUUAUUAAAAUUAAUUUCGAAACAGAAAUUUAUCUUUCUAAGUCAUUUCCAGCGGAGGGUUUUAAUUUUCAUUUUCAAGGAUGGGAAACCCACAUGAUGAGGAAAUUGAGGACAUUGAAGAUUUAGGAGAAACACCUGAAGUGUCUCGAAUAGCUCAGUUGAAGGCUUCUGGACCUGUUCCUAAAGUUACAAGAAAAAAUGUAGCUGGUCCUGAAGUUGUUGCUGAUAGCAUUAUUCCUGGAACACAGAAUGUUUAUGUCAAAACAUGGGGAUGUGCUCACAAUAGUUCAGACAGUGAAUAUAUGGCUGGUCUUUUGAAUGAAAAUGGUUAUAAUAUUACAGAUGAUGCUUCAUUAGCGGAUAUUUGGCUUUUAAACAGCUGUACUGUAAAGAAUCCAGCUGAAGAUCACUUUCGAAAUGCCAUCGAGGAGGGGCGAAAGAAUGGGAAAUAUGUUGUUGUGGCUGGAUGUGUAUCCCAAGCUGCUCCAAAGACACCUUACAUGGAAGGACUCAGCAUGAUUGGAGUGCAGCAAAUUGACAGAGUUGUAGAAGUUGUAGAGGAAACUUUGAAAGGAAAUUCUGUCCGACUCUUGGGCACCAAAAAAGUUUCAGGGAAGAAACAAGGAGGUGCUUCCCUGCAGCUACCAAAAGUUAGAAGAAAUGAGCUUAUUGAAAUCAUACCUAUAAAUACUGGUUGUUUAAACCAUUGUACAUAUUGUAAAACAAAACAUGCUAGAGGAAAAUUAGGCAGUUACCCAAUAUCAGAAAUUAUACAGCGUGCUGAACAAGCAUUCUCAGAGGGAGUAAAAGAGCUUUGGUUAACAUCUGAAGAUACUGGUGCAUAUGGAAGAGAUAUUGGGGAAACACUGCCAAAUUUACUUUACCAGCUAGUUGAAGUUAUACCUGAAAACUGUAUGCUUCGUCUGGGAAUGACAAACCCACCUUAUAUUCUAGAACACUUAGAGGAUAUGGCCAAGAUAUUAUCACAUCCUAGAGUUUAUUCUUUUCUACAUGUUCCUGUUCAAUCUGGAAGUGAUUAUGUUUUGGGUGAAAUGAAGAGGGAGUAUUGCAUAGACGAUUUCAAAAUGGUAGUGAACUUUCUGAGGGAAAGAGUUCCUGGUAUUACCAUAGCGACUGAUAUAAUUUGUGGUUUUCCUACAGAAACUGCUGAGGAUUUCCAAGAAACCAUGAAUUUAGUGAAAGAAUAUCAUUUCCCUGUGUUAUUUAUAAAUCAAUUUUUUCCUCGACCUGGAACACCAGCAGCAAAAAUGAAGAGAGUGCCCGGAAAUGAGGUGAAACAACGAACAAAAGCCUUAAGUGAUUACUUUCAGUCUUAUACUUGCUAUGGCAAAAAUGUAGGUACUGUUCAGAGAGUUCUUGUGACUGAAGUAUCACAUGAUAAGAACCACUAUGUAGGCCAUAAUAAAUUUUAUGAACAGGUAUUAGUUCCAAAGAAAGAGGAAUACUUAGGAGAAUUCCUCACAGUUCGAAUAACCAAAGCAGGAAAACAUUACAUGAUAGGAGAGCCAGUUCCAACAAAAACAUUAAAUAAUGAAAUAAAAAAAUUAACAAGAACAUUUAAAUCUUCUACUGCUUUGAUGUAUUCUCUUUUUGUUUUACUCAUAGCUGUAGUUAUUUAUAUAAUACAAAAGAAUACAAUGUUAUUUUAAUUA